GUGCCCAAUUUGGAAAAAAUCUAUUCACCCAGUCCGUAGUUUUUACUGGCUGGGUAUCAGUGUGCAGGACUCUCUGUGUUAAAAUGUUACCAUUGUCAGUCAAGGAUGAUGAAUACAAGCCUACGAAAUUCAACCUACUUGCCAAGAUAUCUGGAUGGUUUAGAUCCAUUCUGUCGGACAAAACAUCAAGAAACCUAUUCUUUUUCCUGUGCCUGAACCUGUCCUUCGCCUUUGUUGAGCUGUUGUACGGCAUAUGGAGCAACAGUUUAGGGUUGAUAUCGGAUUCCUUUCACAUGUUCUUUGACUGCACGGCCCUCCUGGCCGGGCUCGCCGCCUCUGUGAUAUCCAGGUGGCGUUCUAACGACGCCUUCUCAUACGGGUACGUGAGAGCGGAGGUGCUGGCUGGGUUUGUCAACGGCCUCUUCCUCAUCUUCACAGCCUUCUUCAUCUUUUCAGAGGGAGUCGAGAGGGCGCUGGAGCCUCCAGAUGUUCACCACGAGCGUCUGCUGCCGGUGUCCGUCGCUGGGCUGCUGGUCAACCUGGUGGGCAUCUUUGUGUUCCAGCACGGAGGCCAUGGCCACUCUCACGGCGGGGACGAAGGGCACGGUCACAGCCACUCUCUGUUCAACGGCAGUGUGAGUCAUGGACACAGUCAUGCAGGCCAUGGUGGUCACGGUCACAGCCAUGGGGCAAAACACGGUCACGACCACGGGCACGACCACGGGCACGACCAAGGUCACGGACACAGUCAUGAACACGACCACGGUCACGGUCACGGACACGACCACGGUCAUGGCGGUCAUGGGCACUCUCACGAUGACCCACACUGUCACGAUGAGUUCCAUACACCAGGAAAAGGCUCAAGCCGACAGAUAUUGGAAGGAGUGUUCCUGCACAUCGUAGCCGACACGUUGGGUAGUAUCGGCGUCAUCAUCUCCGCUCUCCUGAUGCAGAAGUACGACCUGAUGAUCGCAGACCCCAUCUGCUCCAUGCUCAUCUCCAUCCUGAUCGGCGUCAGUGUGGUUCCUCUCCUGAGGGAGUCCAUCGGUAUUCUGAUGCAGAGGACUCCUCCCUCACUGGACCAGGCCUUGCCAGAGUGCUACCAGAGGGUACAGCAGCUGCAGGGUGUGUAUAACCUGCAGGAGCCCCACUUCUGGACGCUGUGCACGGACGUCUAUAUCGGAACGCUCAAACUGCUGGUCGCCCCGGAUGCCGACUCUCGCUGGAUCCUAAGCCAAACGCACAACAUUUUCACACAGGUCGGGGUCCGGCAGCUCUACGUUCAGAUAGACGUUGCGGCGAUGUAGUGUUUGGAUUCCUCUCUCUGGGCAUCCUGGGACCAAAGCCUUCUGUGCUGCUGUGGGGAGCGUCCGCACCCCAAACUGCUCUCCCUCCCAAACCUGGGACCAAGAUGGAAGCAGCUACUCAACUCUCAUAAGGAAAUAAAACUGAAACUAGAAAAGGAAAGGAACUUGCCAAUAAUGUGACGUUUAUGGAAAUCAAGGUGAACGUUUUCACCAGUUGCCAAAACUGCUCCUCCCCAUGGACUACCAUGGAUAUCUUUUGUCAUCUUUUUUAUUUUUAUAAAUAUGUGGAUGCUUUUAAUCGAUUGUUUUCCCCUCCCUGCCGUGAAGGGUUUAAUGUAAUUCCCUGGAGUCAUUGUGAACACAAUGAGCACACCGGGCAGUUAUUAAAAUCUUCAAACGGUACACAAAACCCAUCAGCUCCAUCUCGUCCGUUUUAUAUGUCAACCUGAUGCCAUCAUGCAAAACCAUAAUGGAGUAAAUUCUAAUUGGCUGUUUUACUGCACUUUGUGGACUUCUUGAGCCAAACAGUAUUUCUUGGUUUCCAAAGUGCCUUUUAAUUAAAUCAUGGACAAUCUCUGAUUUACCUGUGUGCGUGUGUGCACCUGUAGAUGUUGAGAGCUGGACUGAAGCCCUCUUAGAGGCUCGUAUGAAUUACCCAGAAGACUGAAGCCCUUCAGGCCCGUGUUUUGGCAUUCCAACGUGAGGUUUCUUCUAAAACCCCAAAACAUGAGGGUGUUUUUCCAGAUGUAUGGAUUGUGUGAAAUCCACUUGACCAUUCGAAAACUCCAAGUUUCCCUGGGCUGCACACCAGCGUGAUUGAGCCUCAUAAAUGAUAAACGUCUGUUUUUUUUGCCCGUGCAAAAGGGAAGAUGGCAAAAACAGAUGCGAAAGUGAAGUAGUUCAUGAUUUCAUUUCCCCGUUUCGUCUUAAUUUUAUUUAACAAGCGAACUUCGCAAUUGGCCAGUUGUAUUUUUUGCAAUGUAAUAAAGCAUUAUCUGCACUUUCAA
Conger conger (European conger) is the source of this 2314-nucleotide messenger RNA. RefSeq names its product solute carrier family 30 member 7 (gene slc30a7). Gene Ontology annotation, biological process: transmembrane transport; zinc ion transport; intracellular zinc ion homeostasis. The record is from RefSeq and is a predicted model, not a curated record. The transcript has 11 exons. Gene Ontology annotation, cellular component: membrane; Golgi apparatus. Lineage: Eukaryota; Metazoa; Chordata; Actinopteri; Anguilliformes; Congridae. Bases 84 to 1307 code for a protein of 407 amino acids. Gene Ontology annotation, molecular function: zinc ion transmembrane transporter activity.